Molecule: messenger RNA, 3024 nt
Organism: Neomonachus schauinslandi (Hawaiian monk seal)
Lineage: Eukaryota; Metazoa; Chordata; Mammalia; Carnivora; Phocidae
Gene: PCIF1
Product: phosphorylated CTD interacting factor 1
Exons: 16
Coding region: 529-2724 (731 amino acids)
Cellular component (GO): nucleus
Molecular function (GO): RNA polymerase II C-terminal domain binding; mRNA (2'-O-methyladenosine-N6-)-methyltransferase activity
Source: RefSeq, a predicted model, not a curated record
GCAAAACGAAAACAUGGGCCUGCUUAUUAAAAGUGUAUUGAAAACUUCAAGACCACAACCAUAGAGCAUGAAACCAGUUAGGGCCCUCCUCAACACGGGGCCUGUGUGACUGCAGGCUGCAAGUCCGUGAAGGUGAACCUUUUGGUUUGCAAAGUUUGGGAAGUAUCAUUUUCAUCCCAUAAAUCCCCAGAUCUCCCACAGUGUCCCCUGCCCUGUCCUGGGGGCUCCCAACUUGCUCUGUGUCGUUGCCCCUCUUGCUGUUGUGUGUGUGCUGCAGCAUUUCACAGGUCUGUGACUCUCUCUUCUCUUUGCUCUGCAGUUGCUGAUGCAAGGAAUUCCCUGGGCCCUCGUCCACUCCACUGCUGACCAGCCCACCCACCUGUGCUGAGCCUUCCUGCAGGCCUUCCCCCUGCCUCUGGGAUCCUGUGACGUGGGGGUCCAUCCGGUCGGAGAAGAAAACCCUCUCAUGCUAGCAUUGCAGACCCCAGAGGGUGAGAAAAAGAGGGACCUUUUGCAGGCUUAAGACAUAUGGGCUCAGCCCCAAGGCACCGGGAAUCCCUCCUCCCCAGAGAAUCAAGCCUUUUCUCCCCUCGGUCCGGUGUGGGUGCUGAGAUGGCCAAUGAGAAUCACGGCAGCCCCCGGGAAGAAGCGUCCCUGCUGAGUCACUCCCCAGGCACCUCCAAUCAGAGCCAGCCCUGUUCUCCAAAGCCCAUCCGUCUGGUGCAGGACCUCCCAGAGGAGCUGGUGCAUGCGGGUUGGGAGAAGUGCUGGAGCCGGAGGGAGAACCGUCCCUACUACUUCAACCGAUUCACCAACCAGUCCCUGUGGGAGAUGCCUGUGCUGGGCCAGCAUGACGUGAUUUCGGACCCUUUGGGGCUGAAUGCGACCCCACUGCCCCAAGACUCAAGCUUGGUGGAAACCCCCCCGGCUGAGAACAAGCCCCGAAAGCGGCAGCUCUCGGAAGAGCAGCCAAGCGGCAAUGGUGUGAAGAAGCCCAAGAUUGAAAUCCCCGUGACACCCACAGGCCCAUCAGUGCCUAGCUCCCCCAGUAUCCCAGGAACCCCAACGCUGAAGAUGUGGGGGACAUCCCCCGAAGAUAAACAGCAGGCAGCUUUCCUCCGACCCACCGAGGUGUACUGGGAUCUGGACAUCCAGACCAACGCUGUCAUCAAGCACCGAGGGCCUUCAGAGGUGCUGCCCCCACACCCCGAGGUGGAGCUGCUUCGCUCCCAGCUUAUCCUCAAGCUUCGGCAGCACUACCGGGAGCUGUGCCAGCAGCGAGAGGGCAUCGAGCCCCCUCGAGAAUCUUUCAAUCGCUGGAUGCUGGAGCGCAAGGUCGUGGAUAAAGGUUCUGACCCCCUGUUGCCAAGCAACUGUGAACCGGUCGUGUCACCUUCCAUGUUUCGUGAAAUCAUGAAUGACAUUCCCAUCAGGUUAUCCCGAAUCAAGUUCCGGGAGGAAGCCAAGCGUCUGCUCUUUAAAUACGCAGAGGCCGCGAGGCGGCUCAUUGAAUCCAGGAGUGCGUCCCCCGACAGCAGGAAGGUGGUCAAAUGGAACGUGGAGGACACCUUCAGCUGGCUGCGGAAGGACCACUCAGCCUCCAAGGAGGACUACAUGGACCGUCUGGAGCACCUGCGAAGGCAGUGCGGCCCCCAUGUGUCCGCCGCGGCCAAGGACUCCGUGGAGGGCAUCUGUAGUAAGAUCUACCACAUUUCCCUGGAGUAUGUCAAGCGGAUCCGUGAGAAGCACCUUGCCAUCCUCAAAGAAAACAACAUCCCAGAGGAGGUGGAGGCCCCAGGAGUGGAGCCCCGCCUGGUGUACUGCUACCCAGUGCGGCUGGCCGUGUCCGCGCCCCCUAUGCCCAGCGUGGAGAUGCAUAUGGAGAAUAACGUGGUCUGCAUCCGGUAUAAGGGAGAGAUGGUCAAGGUCAGCCGCAACUACUUCAGCAAGCUGUGGCUGCUUUACCGCUACAGCUGCAUUGACGACGCCGCCUUUGAGAGGUUCCUGCCCCGCGUCUGGUGUCUCCUCCGCCGGUACCAGAUGAUGUUUGGCGUGGGCCUCUACGAGGGGACAGGCCUGCAGGGAUCGCUGCCCGUGCACGUCUUUGAGGCCCUCCACCGGCUCUUCGGCGUCAGCUUUGAGUGCUUCGCCUCGCCGCUCAACUGCUACUUCCGCCAGUACUGCUCCGCCUUCCCGGACACGGACGGCUACUUUGGCUCCCGCGGGCCCUGUCUGGAUUUCUCCCCGCUGAGUGGCUCCUUUGAGGCCAACCCUCCGUUCUGCGAGGAGCUCAUGGAUGCCAUGGUCUCUCACUUUGAGAAACUGCUCGAGAGCUCACCAGAGCCCCUGUCCUUCAUCGUGUUCAUCCCCGAGUGGCGAGAACCCCCCACGCCGGCGCUCACCCGCAUGGAGCAGAGCCGCUUCAAACGCCACCAGCUGGUCCUGCCUGCCUUCGAGCACGAGUACCGCAGUGGCUCCCAGCACGUCUGCAAGAAGGAAGAAAUGCACUACAAGGCUGUCCACAACACGGCCGUGCUCUUCCUACAGAACGACCCUGGUUUUGCCAAGUGGGGGCCGACGCCAGAGCGGCUGCAGGAGCUGAGUACCGCCUACCGGCAGUCAGGGCGCAGCCACGGCUCUGGCUCCUCCGCUUCCUGCUCAGAGAACAAGGACCGGGACUCGGGUCGCGAACAGGGCCCUAGCCGCGAGCCUCACCCCACUUAACACAUCCUGCGGGGAGGAGGAGCCCCAGGGCGCUGGUGUGGACUGCUGGGACUCGGGCCUCUUGGGGCUGAGCAGACCCCAGGACCCUCCCCCUGAGGUGGCAGCAGGACUCAGGCUGCCAGUGUCAUAGGAAGAUGAUGCCUCUGCCAGGGCUCCCCCUCCCUGCCCGAUCCCCCAACUCCUCACCUCAAACUCACUCCAUCUCCCAUGUAAAUAGGUCCCAUCCCUUCCCCGUCCUCCCCCAAUCCCUACUAUCUUAUCACCAUCAUUUCAUUUGUAAAAGGAAAUACAGAAACCCCC